CUAUUCUCGUGAAAUCCAAUUUUUACUAUUUAUUUAUUUAUUUAUUUUUUUAACUGCUUAGUCAAAAUGUUAACUUUAUAUGAUUAUGGACCUUCGGGAAAUUGUUACAAGGUUCGAUUAUUAUUCUCAUUAUUGAGGAUACAAUGUAUUCGAAUUGAUGUAAAUGUAAAAAAAGGAGAAACACGUACUGAACAUUUUUUAAAAAAUAUUUCGCCAAAUGGUCGAGUUCCAGUAGUAAUAAUUCCAUCAGAUUAUGUUCACAAAUUAUCAAAUGUAGAGAAUUCAUCUACGACUUCAAAAACUCCUACAGAUUCUACAUCAUCAUCUUCUUCUAAUAAUAAUUCAACGAAUGAACAACAAUCAAUAAUUUUAACAGAAUCGAACGCGAUUUUAACAUUCUUUUCGGAUGGUACACCAUUAUAUCCAUCAAAUCCAAUAGAAAGAGCGAAAAUUAUGCAAUGGUUAUUUUGGGAACAAUUUUCUCAUGAACCAAAUUUUUCUUCUUUAAGAUUUUGGAUAACUUUAUUAGAUAAAGGUGAUGAUCCUCAAUAUUUAGAUAAAAUUAAUGAACGCCAAAUAAAAGGUUAUGAAGCUUUAAAUGUUAUGGAAGAUCAUUUAAAUAAAGAAGAUUGGUUAGUGGCUAAUAGAUUUACUAUUGCUGAUAUUGCUCUUUAUGCUUAUACUCAUUGUGCUGAAGAAGCUGGAUAUUCUAUCGAUAGUUUUCCUAAAAUUAAAUCAUGGUUACGUAGAAUUGAAAAUAUGCCUGGUUAUGUCCCAAUCGAUGAUUAACUUAUUCAAUUUGAAUUAUUUAUUUAUUCUAGUCUAUAUUAAGUAAUGUUCUUGUUCUAUAAAUCAUUUUAAAAUAUAUGUAUAUAUAUAAAUAUUUUUUUUAUAUACAAAUGUCCAAUCAAAGUAUAUUAUUAU
Messenger RNA from Rhizophagus irregularis DAOM 181602=DAOM 197198, 924 nucleotides. RefSeq lists its product as uncharacterized. Lineage: Eukaryota; Fungi; Glomeromycota; Glomeromycetes; Glomerales; Glomeraceae. The record is from RefSeq and is a predicted model, not a curated record.